AUUCUAGCAUGCUUAUCACACAAUGUUAUCUCACCCUCCUUUCCCAUACAUAAAACUCCACAUUUCCUGCUGAGUAACCUAACAAAACAAACACAGCAUUGCUCCGUGUUUGACCUGUUAUAGUAAACAGUGAUGGCUCAAAGGGACUUGAGGCUUUUGGGUGCUUGGUUCAGUCCAUUUGUCCUGAGGGUGCAGAUUGCCCUUAACCUCAAGGGUUUGGAUUAUGAGGUUGUUGAAGAGACUUUGAAUCCCAAAAGUGAAUUGCUUCUUAAGUCCAACCCUGUGCACAAGAAAAUCCCAGUUUUCUUCCAUGGAGAUAAAGUCAUAUGUGAAUCUGCAAUCAUAGUUGAGUACAUAGAUGAGGUUUGGUCCAACAAUGCUCUCUCCAUCCUUCCACAAAAUGCAUAUGAUCGAGCUAAUGCCCGAUUUUGGGUUUCUUACAUCGAUGACAAGUGGGUUACGUCCUUGAAAAGUGUUCUACUGGCUGGAGAUGACGACGAGGCAAAGAAAUCACACUUUGUGGAAAUGGAAGAAGCACUUGAGAGGAUGGAAGAAGUGUUCAACAAGUGCAGUGAAGGAAAGACAUACUUUGGAGGGGAUACAAUUGGAAUUGUUGACAUUGUUUUUGGGAGCCUUUGGAGUUGGAUGAGAGUGAUAGAAGAGAUGAAUGGAAGAAAAGUGUUUGAUGAAGCAAAGAACCCUUCUUUGGCUAAAUGGGCUGAAACGUUUUCUGCUGAUGCUGCUGUGAAGGGUGUUCUUCCAGAGACUCACAAGCUUGUUGAGUAUGCCGAGAGUCUUAAGAAAAGAUGGGCUGCUGCAGCUGCAAAGUAAAUGGAACUAAUUGCAAGAUUACUUGGCUUUGAAAUUGUGAUUUUUUUUUUCCUUGUAGGCUAUCUUUGUUCUAACUUUAUGUUGGUUUAAAAAUAACUUUAAAAUAAAAGGUUUAUAAAUAAAGUAGAGAAAAAGGGGAGUGUCUUCGGUUUUGACUUUUGAGUUGUGAGGGUAACCUUUCAAUUGAAGAGUCCGAAUCUCACUUGAAGAGAAUUAACAAUUGGGAUAAAAAAAAUUAUGCUUUUGUA
This is a messenger RNA of Glycine soja, 1079 nucleotides long. RefSeq names its product glutathione S-transferase U17-like. Bases 133 to 831 code for a protein of 232 amino acids. Gene Ontology annotation, molecular function: glutathione transferase activity. The record is from RefSeq and is a predicted model, not a curated record. The transcript has 2 exons. NCBI's taxonomy places the organism in Eukaryota, Viridiplantae, Streptophyta, Magnoliopsida, Fabales, Fabaceae. Gene Ontology annotation, cellular component: cytoplasm. Gene Ontology annotation, biological process: glutathione metabolic process.